This is a messenger RNA of Castor canadensis (American beaver), 5408 nucleotides long. It is a transcript of the gene Gmpr, whose product is annotated as guanosine monophosphate reductase. The record is from RefSeq and is a predicted model, not a curated record. Gene Ontology annotation, biological process: nucleotide metabolic process. Lineage: Eukaryota; Metazoa; Chordata; Mammalia; Rodentia; Castoridae. Gene Ontology annotation, molecular function: GMP reductase activity. Gene Ontology annotation, cellular component: GMP reductase complex.
GCAGCCGGGGGCGCGGGGCGCGCGGGCAUAAGAGUGGGGCGUGCGCGCGGAGAAGCACCGGUCCCGGCACAGCAGCCCCGGCACCACGUCACGCACGCGUACCGGCCAUCCGUGUAGCUCACAGACAUCUCGCACCGCCACCAGCUCCGCAGCAGAAAGGAUCCGGCGAGCUUGCCACCCGCACCAUGCCCCGCAUAGAUGCGGACCUCAAGCUCGACUUCAAGGAUGUCCUGCUCCGACCUAAGCGGAGCAGCCUCAAGAGCCGAGCUGAGGUGGAUCUGGAGCGCACCUUUACAUUUCGCAACUCGAAGCAGACCUACUCAGGGAUUCCCAUCAUUGUUGCCAACAUGGACACCGUGGGGACAUUUGAGAUGGCCGUUGUGAUGUCACAGCACUCCAUGUUCACAGCAGUUCACAAGCAUUAUACCCUGGACGACUGGAAACGCUUCGCCACAAAUCACCCUGAAUGCCUGCAGCAUAUGGCCGUGAGUUCGGGCAGCGGGCAGAAUGAUCUGGAAAAGAUGAGCAAUGUCCUAGAAGCCGUCCCACAGGUGAAGUUCAUUUGCCUCGAUGUGGCCAACGGAUACUCAGAACAUUUUGUGGAAUUUGUGAAACUGGUCCGGGCCAGAUUUCCUGAGCACACCAUCAUGGCAGGAAAUGUGGUGACGGGAGAGAUGGUUGAAGAACUCAUUCUUUCCGGAGCAGAUAUCAUCAAAGUGGGAGUUGGGCCAGGUUCGGUGUGUACCACCCGCACCAAGACAGGAGUGGGCUACCCCCAGCUGAGCGCUGUGAUUGAGUGUGCCGACUCUGCUCAUGGUCUCAAGGGCCACAUCAUCUCUGACGGAGGCUGCACGUGUCCAGGAGAUGUCGCCAAAGCCUUUGGAGCUGGAGCAGACUUUGUCAUGCUGGGAGGAAUGUUCUCAGGCCACACAGAAUGUGCAGGGGAGGUGAUUGAGAGGAAUGGACAGAAGCUUAAGCUCUUCUAUGGGAUGAGCUCCGACACAGCCAUGAAGAAACACGCAGGAGGAGUUGCUGAGUACAGAGCCUCUGAAGGCAAGACUGUGGAAGUGCCUUACAAAGGGGAUGUAGAAAACACGAUUCUGGAUAUUCUUGGGGGACUGAGGUCAACCUGCACUUAUGUGGGGGCCGCCAAACUCAAAGAGCUCAGCAGGAGGGCAACGUUCAUCCGGGUCACCCAACAGCACAACACAGUGUUCAGUUAACUUCAGGGAUCCAGUGAUGUCCAGCUGGGUGGAAACCCCCUCACACACUGCUUUUCUCAUCUCCCUUCUGGCCUGUUCACCAGCCAUUGGACUGCUUCCCUGUGGAAUGCUGCAUCCUUUCUCUGCCACCUGGAUGCAUUGGGACCCUCCCCAGUGCCUUCUUGAGGCCCAGAAGUGAGGGCUGUGCUGGGGCCAGUGGUUAGAACCAGCUAUCCAGAACUCAUAGCCUCAAUCCUCAAACCAACCCUUUGGUUCUUUCUAAAGCAAAAUGGUUUCACUUUAAUAUAAUGCUGUUGUCUUGAGAUUUUGUUAGAGUUUGCAUUUGCAGGAGCCACGGUGCAUAGGGUCACUGGAGUAUUUUCUGCCACCUUCUCAGCCGGGUGAGUGGUGCAUUUGGCUGUUAGCACACAAGGCACCUGGGGCUGGAAGGGGCUAGAGCCAGUGUAAUGCAUCUGCUGCUUUUAGCUUUUGUUGCUGGAAAGGAAAAGCAAACGAUAAGCGUGUGCAAAUAAUUGGGUCCCUGGCCAAUACCUAAAGGCGACUUAUGGUCUGAGACCUGCAGGACAUGUGCCUAUCUAGGUGUACAUUUUGUUUUCCUCUAUCCUUGUUCCUUUCCAGUCCCAGACUCGCCCCUCUCAAAGAGGUCAUAAAUUAUUUUGAAGUUGCACAAGGUGUUUUUCUUUUUGGUGUAUUGGGGUUUGAAUUCAGAGCCUUGUGCUUGCUAGGCAGGUGCUCUACCACUUGAGUCACACCCCCAGCCCUUUUUGCUUUAGUUAUUUUCCUAAUAGGGUCUCAUGUUUAUGCCCAAGCUGCCCACCACAAUUCUUCCCCUUACGUAUAGCUGGGAUGAUAGCUGUGAGCUACCACACCCUGAAUUUUUUGCCUGAGCUGGCCUCUAACCUCAAUCUUCCCACUCUCCACCUCCCAAGUAGCUAGGAUUACAGGCACACAACACCACUGCACCUGGCCUCCACAGGUGUUUCAUUGAAAGGUUAUCUGCAAAGAAAUUAGCAGGUAGAGUCCUGCUGAAAACUAGCAAAUGCUUUGCCGUUCGGCAUCUUAAAAGGUACUGGUUUAAAAUGAGUUACAGCCAUUUGUGGUAAUUAACACUUUCCAGAAGGACCACAUUGUUCUUCGUAGUAGUCUCUUGCUUGGCUGGUAACAAUAAUCUGUUUUGGAGAAACAUGGUCUUUGCUACUGUCCUGCAGCAGUUCACCAGGACUGGCCACCCAUGUUGAAUGACUGCUUCAGUCCUAAACCUGGAAAGUUCAAGAUGUUUUAUUUCAGGUUAGCACAGCACUUCCAGAGCAUGUUUUCUUUGAAAAGACAGGUGUCACUCUGGAGUGGAGCAGGGCCAUGCAGUGCUGAAUAAGGAGGAAUUCAUCCUCUUGAGUGUCCACAGCGAUGCCACACGAACUCACCACCAGUCACACUGGGAAAGUGCAGGCAUAUUUCUAGUCUCCUAAGAAUACAUUUAAAGAUCCCAUGGUUUUUACUCCAGUUCAGUACUUUAUCUUCUAAAUCUAUGGAGAAUCACUCCUACCUGUAGAAAUACAAACAGCUGCACUCUGGAAAUCUGUUUAAGGGUCAAGAGGCUGUUCAGCAUACAGCAGGAUGUGUGGCUUAGCACUAGGUGCCUGUCUCUGCUGAAUGUCAGCUUUUGCCACUGUCCCUGUGGAUGUGUUUUGCAGUCGAGUCCUGAAGUUUUAGGUCUUGAGACUCUUGCAAAAUAAGGGAGAGAAAUGAUGGAAACUUCUUUCAGGACCGUGUCCACCUGGGGCCAGGUGUCACAAGUGUCUCCUUUCCCAGAUCUGGCUCCUGUGCUGCAUGCACUGCUUGGUCAAGGAGGGUGACACCCGUCUGCUCACCGUGGUAUCCUCGGGGGCAUGUCCCUGAAGUGACACAUGCUACUUUAUCCAUCUUGUAUACGGGUUCUGUAGACUAGCUCUUUGAUUGCACAACCAAAGGCUGGCCUCUUAUAAAAUCCAGUUUUUCUGGGAAUGUGAAGACUUAGUUGGAAAGCCAAAAACCCAUCAAGAUAACUUUGUAGCAGAGGUCUAAUGUUCCAGGCCCCUUGCCUCACCAAGUUCAUCUCUGCCCCAAUAGGAACGCCCCUGUUGGAACAUCCCUUAGCCCAAGCAUCAAACAAUGCCAGAAAUCAGGCUAUGCCUUGCUGUCCACCUGCUGGGCUUCCUGUGACCGGAUGGGAGGACACAAAGCUGGGUGAUGCUUUGCUUUGAGGGUUUCAAGGCCUGUCCCAUUGCAGCACACGGAGCUGUGGAUUUUGCCCAAUCAUUUUAGCCAAGCCAUUAGACUCCAAGCUUGACAAUCCAUUAAGUCUAAUGAAGGCAAACAAGGCAGGCAGAUUCAGCAGGCUUCCCCACCACAUGCCAGCACACUCACCUCAUUCCCUGAGACCAGUCACUGGCGGUUUAAUGCCCAUUCUUUAAUGCACUAACAAAAUAUGUCAGGGCCUCAGUGCUCCUCUCAUGAGAGGACUUCUAAGUAGCUGCUAGGCCACAUCUAUCCAGUCGAGCCCAUUGCAGACCUGCAUGCAGUACUCGAGACAAACCUGGGGGCUAUUCCUCGUGCCAGAAGACCCCUGGUCAUUGAGUUUCUAACAAGCCUGUGAAACUACAGGAAACCUGAAUCAUCUUCCCACUUUGAAGCCACUAACCAGGUUACAGCAGAACUAUACAGAGCAUAUUGACUAACAUUGCAAGCCCAUGAAGUUGCCAAAUGUUUAAAAAGAGAAUCCUUUUGCCUAUUCAGUAGACAGGAGACACAAACAUGAACAAAUCAAGACAGCAGCGGUGGACAUGUGCCUUUUAUCUUAGAACCUCAUCUCAGGCAUACACUGCCCCCCUCGCCAAAAAAAAGAAUGAAUAGGGAAGCCACUGCUUCAUGUCAGUCCCCACUACCAAUCUCUGCAGGCUGAUUGUGCAACCCAGUGGCAGCAAGGAGGAGCUGGGACCAUGGGCCUACCAACAGAAGGCGAGGACACAUUUGCAAUUGGCACUGUUAUUUUAUUAGUACGAGUAUACUGAAACAAUAAACUUGUACUGGUAUACAGACAAUUUGUUUAAAACAAUUUUGUUCAAAUUUUGAAUCAAACAUUGUUUUAUUAUAAUAAUGAAAUAAUUUCUACCUAGAAAACCUGCAAGCACCAUCAAAGAAAGGGACCAUAAAAUUCAAUAAACAGACUCGAGUGUAUCCUACAAAUAGACACACCACGGUUAGAAAAUAGAAUAGGAAUUCUUCCAUUUCUUAAUAUUUGUUUUAAAAAAGCUAGUGCAAGUACAAUAUUUUACACUGGAAUUACAGAGAGUAUGCACGCAUAUGGAAAAAAAGUUCUCCCGUCACAAUAAAAGCUCUUAACUAUGUAUGCACUUAAAAUUUUCUUUUCAAUAAGGUGCAAAACAUCAUUUCUUCCCUAGUUUUCCUCCAUACAUACUGGUAAGUGCCCUCAGCCCAAGUUUUGGUGUCUGUUUUCCCUUGGCCUGUGGGAGGCAUAUGAUCAGAAAUUUGGUAAGUAACUGAUGUUAAAAUAUCCAAUGUUAGAAAUCUCAGAUACUCUAGGGCCAGGAGACCCCCACCACCACCACUGACUAGAAUUGAGGACUCUUGUCUUGUCCGAAGGCCACCACAAAUACUGACAGGAUUCAUUUGAAACCUUUCAGUUAACACUACCUGGGUUGACACUUAAGCAGUGUAGGCUGGGGAGGAAGAAACCCGGCCAAGAGGGCAGUAUUCACAGAACUGGAUGCACAGGGAUCAAGAGUCACUGACAAAGAAUUUACCCCACUCCUGGACCAGAGACUAACUUAAAGAGUAGGUGGUUCGUAUAAGAACCAGAGCAAACCUCUGCACUGACCUUCUUGGUAACCGAUCUUUAAAGACAACAGCUGUAAGCCAGUGUCACCUCGACUCGGUAUUCCGGAGGACAGUAUGUUUGUCAUCUUGGUAAAGAUUACUGUAAACAGCGGCCUUCAGAUUGGCCACGGAAAAGGAGACAGGCUCAUUGGCCAUCCAGACAGCAAACAAACAAAAAACUAAAGGAGGGGAAAAGAGUGGGUGGGUGAAGUCUCCAAUUGAUCUGCAGUGGAAGACUUGAGUCCUUUCAGAUAAGGAAAGUCAUGGAAAUUCUUAGACUGCUAUUGUAUAGCUACUACCUGUUGGCCAAAU